CUUAUUAGGGUGAGACUAUCUCUCUCUCCCCUCGUCUGAUCAAGCUAGCUAGGGUAGCCCUGACUGAAUCUAUCAAACCCCGUAGGCCGUAGGAUGUUACAUCGGAACGGAAACCGUGAUUUGGUGAAGAACGGAAAGCGGACGUACGAUGCCCCAUCUCCAUCAAUGGGUCCCCACACAUCGAAAUUCGACCCAAUUUCAACCCGAAACCCUUUCUAUUUCUGAUAUUCAUAUUUUCAGAUCGGAUUUGAGGAGAGAGAGAGGGGGAGGAGAGGAGAGAGAGAGAUGGCGAGGGGGAAGAUCCAGAUCAGGAGGAUAGAGAACUCGACCAACAGGCAGGUGACCUACUCCAAGCGAAGGAACGGACUCUUCAAGAAGGCCAACGAGCUCACCGUCCUCUGCGACGCCGAGGUCUCUCUCAUCAUGGUUUCGAGCUCCGGCAAAGUCCACGAGUACAUUAGCCCCUCCACCACAACAAAGCAAUUGCUGGAUCAGUACCAGAAGACUCUUGGAAUCGAUAUUUGGAGCUCGCACUACGAGGCAAUGCAACAGCAUUUGAAGAAGCUCAAGGAGGUGAACAUGAAUCUUCGGAGGCAGAUCAGGCAGAGAGUUGGGGAUUGUCUGAACGAUCUGAGUUUCGAUGAACUGCGUGGUCUCGAGGAAGAGGUGAAAGCUGCCGUCGACGUCAUUCGCCAGCGCAAGGUUCGAAUGAUCUCUAAUAAGAUUGAUACAACCAAGAAAAAGGUAAAGAGCCAAGCGGAUGUGAACAUGAGUCUCCACGAACUUUAUGCGAGGGAAGGUAUACACUAUGAAUAAGUAGAGAAUGAAGGGGAUUAUGAUUCAGUGUGUGGCUGCUCACCAAAUGGAGGAGGACCUCCCAUAUUUGCGAAGUAGUAACCAAUCGCAUCCCACUAAUCUUCGCUGCAUUGCUGCUGGAGCUGCAUCAGAUUCCACCACUGCAGUAAUUAGUUAAACAUUUGGUUAAUUACCCAUGUAUUGCUAAGAUUUAAUUAAACUCGUUUGUUGUAGACUUGUAGUGGCAGUAUUACCUAUCACGAUGUCGUUUUGUUAUGGUGGGCUGCAUAUGUGGUUGGGCCUAAAUGUUUGGGCCAUGUAACCUAACACAGAGCCUCUAAAACUUCUUUCACGAUGACGGUCCAUGUAAGUCAUGUUUGCUGGAUUCAAUUCCCUUUUUUAUGUU
Molecule: messenger RNA, 1201 nt
Organism: Malus domestica (apple)
Lineage: Eukaryota; Viridiplantae; Streptophyta; Magnoliopsida; Rosales; Rosaceae
Product: agamous-like MADS-box protein AP3
Biological process (GO): positive regulation of transcription by RNA polymerase II
Cellular component (GO): nucleus
Molecular function (GO): DNA-binding transcription factor activity, RNA polymerase II-specific; protein dimerization activity; RNA polymerase II cis-regulatory region sequence-specific DNA binding
Source: RefSeq, a predicted model, not a curated record